AUGGACCCUCUCCUCGCCGCUGCGGACGCCGCCGCCGCAGCCUCAGACGCGACACGUACCCCACCUAGCUCCCCGCCAUGCGCCGAAACGCCUCCAGCGAGCCGUCUCUGGGGUAUCAGCGAUAUACACCUCUCUUUCAAGGGCAACCGCGAAGCUCUCGAGAAGCUCCUCCCGCACCCGCACGACGACCUGAUACUCUGCGGCGAUGUCGGCGAGUCCGCAGAGCAUUGCCGCAUAGCCUUCACCAAGGUCAAGGAAUGCUUUCGCCAGGUCUUUUGGGUGCCAGGGAACCACGAGCUAUAUACGCUGCCCUCGGAGAAAGACCACGGCGCGAGAGGCGAGGCGAAAUACAUGGAGUGCGUCGCCAUUGCGCGCGAGUAUGGCAUUAUCACACCUGAGGAUGGAUACACUUUGUGGGAGGGCGAGGGAGGCCCAUGUCUCAUUGCGCCCAUCUUCACCUUGUAUGAUUACUCCUUCCGACCCAGUAAUGUGAAGCUAGAAGAUGCUCUCGACUGGGCGAGGGAGGAAGACAUAGAAGCGACCGACGAGCACCUGCUGCAUCCGGAUCCCUACUCGUCGCGUAUCGAAUGGUGUAACGCUCUCCUCGACAAGACAGAGAAGAAGCUCGCGGCUGCCGUCGCAGCGCAUCCAGAUAUCCCACUGAUAAUAGCAGGCCACUGGCCGCUCCGCGAAGACCUGGUGAAACUCUUCAGAGUCCCACGCUUCUCACUGUGGUGCGGCACCAAGAAGACGGAAGACUGGCACAACAAAUACAACGCCAAAAUCGUCGUCUCUGGCCAUCUGCACAUCAGGAGAACAGACUGGAUAGACGAUACGCGCUUUGAAGAGGUCAGUCUGGGAUACCCAAGACAGUGGCAUGAUUGUCAGGAGCGAGGUCUGGACAUUAACGACAUGCUCCGCGAGCUAAUGCCAGGCCCCGACACACCACCAAAAGAUCAGCGAAAUACUGUCUGGAGACAGUUCGGAUGA
This is a messenger RNA of Alternaria burnsii, 990 nucleotides long. Its product is annotated as ser thr protein phosphatase family protein. The transcript has a single exon. The coding region runs from base 1 to 990 and encodes 329 amino acids. The record is from RefSeq and is a predicted model, not a curated record. Gene Ontology annotation, molecular function: hydrolase activity. Lineage: Eukaryota; Fungi; Ascomycota; Dothideomycetes; Pleosporales; Pleosporaceae.